CGCUCGCCACAGUUUACUUUUUUUUUUUUACUUGUAAAUGGAGUCAUGGAGUGUCGUUCGCAUCACUGUGCAAUGAACCCAUUGGGAAAUCGCGUUUGUUUGAGCCCUGUGUGGACACGAUGAGUGACCGUUGGAAGGCGAACAGCGAGAUGAUAGGCGGACACAGAAUACGGACUCGUUCGCAGCGGCGUGAGUUGCACCCGUAGAUGGGUUCCCAAACAUUGGAGAUACUCCGUCAAGGGGUCUGGGCUAGUUUCACGGGAGGCUGGUUCUACGAUCCGAGGCAGGACCAUGAGUCCAACAUUCUGCACCUCUACCUCUGGUUGUUCCUGUUGUGCCUGCCGUUCUCGUUGCACAUGUUCCUCAAGCCAGCAUUGCCUGUCUGGCUAUGCUAUGCUGCCAUUGUGGGUGCGCUGUUUGCGACGCUCAAAAUCAUCAACGUGCGGCUCCACCAAAUGUUUGACAGUGGGGAGUGCAUUGAAGAGUCAAGCGACGACUCGAACCGGUCCGUGUCCGCAGACCACACAGGACAAAGCUCGCAGGGCCAUGGCUCAAAAAAGGAUUCGGAGCACAUUGAAAUGGCCGUCUUGAAGCAGCGGCCGGACGAGGAGACACCACCUGUACAGUGCAGCUCGCGCAAUUCCUUCAACGAUGGGGCCCAGGUCCAGAUCCAUCCGGGCAGCGCGGUGGCAUCCACGGGCUCCAUGGAGCUUCUGGGGCGGCUGGCCCGCUCCGACGACUUCGAGAUGAAGUCGCACACCGGCGUCUGUGGAAUUGACCUCCAAGUGGACGUGCACCAUCGGAAUAGUUCAGGUAGCUCGGGUGGCUCGACCUCUGUUAAACAAGAGCGGGGAUUUCACGGGACCAGCUCAGCAGCUCCAGGGCCGGGGAGUCCCGACUUUGCGCUUGUUGAUGAAGUGCUGAAAGAAGUUACCGACCUGAAGUCUGGGGCUGUUUCAAUGCUACCCGCACCAGCAGGAUUGUCUACUGGUGACGAGCUUGCUGUGGCUUCAGGUUCAUCGACGUCCCUACACCCAGAUAACCACCGGACCCGCAGCCAGCACAGGCGCCGGAGCGGUGGCACCGGCUUCCUCUCUUCCGGUUCCUCGUCCGGCUCGCUCCGCAAUGCCACCGGCUCCGUUGAAUUGGCUUUCCUGUCCCAGGACCCAAGCGUCCGAGCUGCAGAGCUUGCGCGCGCGGCACAGCAGCGCAAGAGCAGUCAUGCCCUCCGUGGCAAUGUUGAGGAUGCCGAUGCCAACUGGCUGGUGCGGCGUGCCCAUAGCGAGCUCGAAACCAGUGCUGCUGAGAAGCAGCGAUCUUCCAUUCCGCCGUCUCAUCCGGUUUCGCUGGAGGCCAUCCGCGUCGGGUCGUCGUCGUCUUCAACGGCAGUACCAGCGAACGUUCGGCACGUCAGGAGAAGUGUAGAGUUCUCGCGGCCCCCGCUGAUGAACGACUGGGCCAUCAAGACGAUUGCGGAGCAACCAGCCGCGGAGACUCCGGUUAGCACGGCGUCUAGUGGAUCAAGCAGCAUGAAGUCAUUGGUGAGGCAUCGCUCGCUCGAUGCGGCCACGUUGAGGCAGCGGCGUGGCCGAGGGGGCGGUGAAAAGAAAGAGGAGGAGAAGACUGGUGUUGUGGUGUCGAGUGGUGCAGAGGGUCCCGCCUCUGCGGGUCGGUGUUUCCCGUCGACCGAUAGUGUGUCGUCGGCGUCUGGCGAAUCUGAUAGAAGCAGCAGCCACUUCACCGUCAUCUACAAACCGCUGGAUCCAUGCAGUGGAAAUCCACAGGAACUUGACUUGCCUGAGCAGUACCCGGGAUGGCUAGAAGGGAACCCCAGAAAUCCAGAGCCACUUCCCUCUCCAGCCUGCUCAGAACGCAGCAGUGUGGGCGGCUUGGAUUGGCUUUUUGCCAUAGCCACAAGCCAACCAGUGAAUGAGACGAAGACAUUGGCACCUUUGGGUAAAAAGCUCUGCAAAGAACAGACAGAGCAAAAGCCCAGCCAGCAGCGACCGACUGAAGCAGCUGAGACAUGCCUUGGGACCAGCGAUGCGGACUCCAGUCUUCCAUGGCAGUGUGAGGGCGCUGUCAUGCGGGCCCGCAGUGGAUCAUCGGAGCAGAGCCUCUCCGAUGGCAGUUCCCCAUCGUCUCCCGACGAGAUGACUCCCCUCGGUGCCUCGGGACGCCUCUCCACUGCCCUGGGAGCCAUUCCCAAGCAGUACAUGGACGAUACCAGAGGGGACCAGGCAUAUCCGCCAGUUCCUGGGCCGUUUACACGGACGACGGUGCGGUCAUUGCUGAGCCGCCGUCUGCUUGAAAUUCUCAACCUCAACGACCCUCAAGAGUGUGAAGCGGAGCUGCAGAAGUUGAAGAGGGAGUUGGACAUCUGCCGACGGCUUGCUUCAAAUGCCGAGGAGGCACCACCGAGCUUCUCGCCACCAACUUCCAAAGCCCCUGCUGCCAACCGGAAGCGUCCAAAGCUGGCGGCGACUCGCCGGAAAGCCAGUUAUGGCACUUCCGAGUUUCUCUCUCUCCUGCCAAGCAAUCCGGCUUUGCCUCAGGCCGACGGGGAGAAGGAUGAAGAGUCAGCCACAGCGAUGGCUGGCUGGACUUCAUCGGGCCGGCGGAACUGCACCGACCGGGGACCGCCGGCCUAUCUCCUGGCGAGCAUCUUGUCGACACCUGGCACCCACUUGGCCAUAUCGCAUGACGACACUUCGCCCGGUGCAGUACAUUGCUUCCAAGAUGAACACGGCAACUGGCAGACAUACACCUUUGAUGAGAACAGCACAGGCGUGUCAAGGGGCCUUGAGAUGUCGCCGGACACCAAGAUAUUCCAGAUGAUGUUCGACAGCAAGUGGGAGACGUCGUCUCACAGCAGCUCAAGCUCGAGCUCCACCACGAUGCUCGACAGUCCCGCUGCCUCCGCUUCUGUGCCCCCUCACAGCAGCUGUCCGAUUGCCAUGGGGUUCAGUCCCGCACCCGGCAUGACGCCCUGCGUGACCACGACAGAGGCCUCUUCUUCCAUCGCCAUGGUGACAGGCUCGAAGCUGCGGCCAUCCCCUCAUCACCCUCAGCACCGUCCACACCACCACACCCCCCAUUCUCAUUCGCAGCAGCAACAGCAACUCCUCCAGCAACAACCGUCAUCCUCGACGUCGCUGCAACAGUAUUCUCACCAACCUCGACAUCACCACCGUCGGCGUGGUCAUCACAGCGGUGGUCAGCGAGGUGAGGACGUCGGAGCCGUGGUGCCGUCUUCACUGGACCUCUCCCUCCCUUCUGGAGUAGGGGCGGCAGCGCUUGGACUGAGGCGGGGCGGGGCUACAGUGCUGGAGAACCGGUUCGACUUGGGUGGGGCCGGCGAAGGGGCCAGUGUCCGGUUUGACGGCUCCAGAGGCAGCAGCGGAUCAGUUCUUCUUGCGGAAUCUCUCCUCAGCCGCAUGGCUAUGGCAGCGGCGGCGAGUGGCGGCGGAGUCGGAGCUGCGACUUUGUCUCAGACGGCAUCCUCACAGGACACUGAGCUGGACUCAACGUGUCACAUGCGGUUUGUGGGCAGUGGGACGCUGCGGGGCGGCAAGCCGCGGCAUUACUACCGCUUCCGGUUACUGCCUUGCAAAUCCAUCAAGGUGGGCUUCGACCGCCUGGCCCUCAUCACUGUCCUGGACAGAAACCUGACGGUGAUGGAGAAUGUCCUGUCCAUUGUCUUGGCGGUCCUGGUGGCUGUCCUGGGGUCCCUGUGCCUCAGGGGCUUCUUUCAGGACAUUUACGGCUUUCUCUUCUGCUUUGUCAUGGCCAGCUGCCAAUACUGCCUGCUCAAGAGUGUUCAGCCAGAUGCUGCCUCACCGACUCACGGCUACAACCGGGUGGUCCUGUACAGUCGACCUGUGUACUUCUGCCUGUGCUGCUCGAUGUUGAUGCUGGUGCAGUUCCUGCUCGACUCCAACAUCGAGUACCCGCAGGUCACCCUGUAUGGGGUGCGGCUCAUCACUGACGCAGCUGUGGCUUGGGCACGAAGCUUCCUCAUAGUGUUCAUCUUGGCAUUCCCGGUGACCUUUAGCUUGGGAUUGCUGCCCCAAGUCAACACAUUUGUGACAUACCUGCUGGAGCAAAUUGACAUGAACCUGUUUGGUGGAUCAGCGACCACUGGAUUGGUGUCGGCCAUCUACUGUGUUUCACGGAGCCUGGCGUUUGUGGUGUGCCUGUUCGGACUGGCCUACGUCGCCCUAAAGGAGGGGCACAAUCCAUCACAACACAUAAUGUUUUCCCUGUUUUGUGGGUUUCUUGUCACCUCCUGCUACCUGCUGAGCAGGAGUGCCAGUGAUCCCACCAUUCUCUGGAACCUUAUCAAGCGCCACCUGUGGUCUGAAAGUGUACCAACUGCCAAUGCCACCGACAGUGCUCCCGAAUAUGUGGAUCCACUGCCAGCAAAACUAGAAAAAACAUUUAGGGCCAGGCUUAGGACGGAUGCGAUACACUGCGUCUUUGUGGCAAUCUUCGUGUUUGCAGUGCAUGUCAGCACAAUGUUCUCAGCACUUCAGCCGUACCUGGAAAGGCUGCUUCACCUGACAGCGGUCGUGUGGGGCCUCUUGCUGCACUAUGUGCUGCCCCAGCUGCGCAAGCAGCUGCCCUGGCUCUGCUGCGCGCACCCCAUCCUCAAGUCGAACGAGCACCAGCAGUUCGAAGUGCGCGAACCAGCCCGGGUGAUGUGGUUCGAGAAGUUGCAGGUGUGGAUGUGGUUUAUCGAGAAGAACAUCAUCUACCCACUGCUCUUCCUCAGUGCCGUGAGCACAAGCACGCCUGACAUCAUCAACCGCUUCGGAGUUGCCGGCGGCUGCCUGGUGUUGGUGGUGUGUGCCCUCAAGUGCCUGCGUAGUGCCUUCAACGACCCGUCGCAGCAUUUCCUUGUGCUGCUCUUCACGGUGCUGUUCUUCACGUACGACUACCGGGGACCCAAGGAGCCAUUCCUCAUCAACUACUUCUGCUGCCUGUUCGUCUUCUCCAAGGUGUACGAGUUGCUGCUCAAGAUUAGCUUCAUCAUCACCUACAUCGCCCCCUGGCAGAUCACUUGGGGAUCAGCAUUCCAUGCCUUUGCGCAGCCAUUCAGCGUCCCACAUUCGGCCAUGCUUUUUGUGCAAGCCAUCAUCUCGGCCAUCCUGUCCACACCGCUUAGCCCCGUCCUGGGCAGCGCCAUCUUCUUCACCUCGUACGUCAGGCCGGUCAAAUUCUGGGAGCGGGACUACAACACCAAAAGAGUGGACCAUUCGAACACGCGCUUGUCAUCGCAGCUGGAACGAAAUCCAGGCUCAGAUGACAAUAAUCUCAACUCGAUUUUCUACGAGCACCUCACACGGUCCCUGCAACAGUCAUUGUACGGGGACCUGGCCCUCGGCCGCUGGGGCAACGUGACGCAGGGCGACUGCUUUGUGCUGGCUUCGGACAACCUCAACUGCCUGCUGCACAUUAUCGAGCUUGCCAAUGGGCUCGUCACGUUCCAGCUCAGGGGACUCGAGUUCAGAGGCACUUACUGCCAGCAGCGAGAGGUGGAGGCCAUCUCGGAGGGCGUCGAGGAGGACGAGGGCUGCUGCUGCUGCGAGCCUGGCCGGCUACCGCAUCUGCUGUCAGCGAAUGCGGCCUUCGGCCAACGCUGGCUUGCCUGGCAGGUGGCGGCUGCCCGGUACGUCCUCGAGGGCUACUCCAUCUCGGACAACUCGGCUGUCUCCAUGCUGCAGGUGUUCGAACUGCGCAAGGCACUCGUUACCUACUACGUCAAGGCCAUAGUCUACUACACGGUCACGUCUAGUCAUCUGGAAGAUUGGCUUGCCUUGCCAGCGGUGAGGGAUGCAUUGCACCCGACCUUGGACAGGAAUUACACAGAUGUGGACCCGGUGUUCAACAUGAACAUCGAUGAAGACUAUGAUUUUCGGGCCUCGGGGAUCUCGCGCAGCUCCUUCUGCAAUGUUUACCUCGACUGGCUGCAGUUCUGCAUUGCUCGAUCUGGAAAGAGCCUCGAGCACGAUCGGAACUCUUUGGUCGUGUCACUGUGCUUUUCGUUGAGCUUGCUGGCACGGCGAGCACUGGGAACCGCAUCUCACAACUCUUUCUCAAGCAGCGUGGACCUUCUGCUGUAUGGCCUGCACGCACUGUUCAAGGGCGACUUUCGCAUCACGUGCGUCCGGGACGAGUGGGUCUUCCAGGAUAUGGAACUCCUCCGACGAGUCGUUGCACCCAGCGUACGCAUGGCCCUCAAAUUGCAUCAGGAUCACUUCCUUUCUGCUGAGUAUGACGACCAUGCGACGCUGUACGAUGCUAUCAGCAACUACGAGAAGAACCUGGUCAUCUCCCAUGAAGCUGACCCGGCUUGGCGCAAUGCAGUACUGUCAAGCGUUCCAUCGCUUCUGGCACUGCGGCACGUCUUUGACGACAGCUCGGAUGACUACAAGAUCAUCAUGCUGAACAAGAGGCAGCUCAGCUUUCGGGUGAUCAAGGUCAACCGUGAGUGUGUGCGUGGUCUGUGGGCGGGACAGCAGCAGGAGCUGGUUUACCUGCGGAAUCGCAACCCAGAGCGCGGCAGCAUCCAGAACGCCCGCCAGGCACUGCGCAACAUCAUCAACUCGUCAUGCGACCAGCCCAUCGGCUACCCCAUCUACGUGUCGCCGCUGACGACGUCAUUCCUGGAGACGUCGGAGCAGCUGUGUGGACUAAUUGGGGGACCCCUCAGCAUUUCGCGGUUCGGUGGUGCCCUCCUCGGGUUCUGGAACCGCCUCAAGAUAAGAUGCGGUGAGGGCUGUUCGAGCGGUGGCACAGCCAUUCAGGACGACAACAUCUUUGACUACACCAUGGCGGGCUCCCUGUCUGGAAGUAUUUCGAGAGCCCGCCGCAGCCACUCAAGCGGCUCGCAUUCGGUGAGCUACACGGGGACAGAAACUGGGAGCAGUAACGGCGGCGGUGGCGGGAACAGCGGCGGCAUCGGUGCUGGACUCGACCAGGGCAGCCGCAGCGUCGGCCGAACAUCGGCUUCGAGCAGCAUCGGUCGCGGGAGCACGUUAAGCAGCCUCGGCCGUAACAGCACCAGCUUCACGAGGACCUCACUCAACAACCUCACGGUGUCGUCCUCGCUCGUGUACAAGCCCGGUGGGACGACACCCAGCAGUGGUGUGACAAUCCUGAGCACCACUCCGUCGAGGCAGCAGCCGCAACCGUUCAUCGUAGAGCAGCCGUCCCUGGGAGCGGCUUGCUCGGGGCCGUUCCUGGUCGAGGUCACGCGAAGGAGCUCAGCUUCGGCAGCAGUGCCCCCGCUCUACUCGGGAAGCAUAGCGGCAAACAUACCCAGUCUCGCAGCAAACCUGACCAGUCUUGUCAGCAUUGCCGGAACGUCGGCGGUUGGUGUUCCGACAAGCAUUGCAACUACGGCCGGAAGUGCCCUCCGGGAGACGGCAAUGGUCUCUGGUGUGCCAUCGACGGAAAAAGUCAACAUCUGAGCAAGUUUUUAACACCCUGGGAAAGGAGGCCAUCUUGAUGCAUCUUGCACAUUUUUGCUUGUUUCAGUGAACCAGGCAAGGCACAGCGAUCUCACAUGAUUCUACUGCCACUGCUAGAUGCAAGCUACAGUCAAUGGGGCAUUUUGGAGAUGGCAGUGGCUGCUGGACUGUCGUCCACCAAGAUGAUAUUAAAUCUAAGUUCUGUGCUCCUUGGGUGUGCUGGUCACCUGGACAGCAGCCAUGUGCUCAGUUCAGCAAAUGAGGCAAGGUGCAUAGACAUCGCGAUUGUAUUACCAUCACAGAUCAUCACUCCCAGUUGACGCUGCGUGGAGGAGUGCGGCCAUGCUGUCCCCACUGCAUUUGAGAGCUCAGCAGUGAAGCAUAGCCAAGCUUGCUUUAAACAUGACCACUCUCGUCAGCAUUGCUGAAAGUUCUGCCACCAUUCCGACCGGUGCGCUACGCAAUUAUGACAGGAAGCACUCCCUGACAGAAUGCUACAGUUGCCGGACUGCCGUCAACAAAAAAAGUCAACAUAAUAGUCAAUUUAUAUCAUUUAGGUGGGAAGGUGAUUUGAAUAACAUGUAUAUUCACUUCUUUCACUUUGUUCUUCAAAGGAGACGACUUGCAUGGACCUUUCGAUUCAGCUGCCACUGCAAUCUUAUUCUCUCUGAGAACAGUAUAUAUAUUCAGUGGGGUAAGCCAAAACCCGACUCACAUUUAGGUACAGUGGUUAAAGGUCAGACAUACUUUGCACCCUUUCACUCAAUGCGCCGAACGGGGCAAGACCCAUGGACCUAGAAAAUUGCUUCUCGUGGCACCCUUGUGGAUUGACUUUUUAAGUGCUUUGUUGAAAACCUGCUGUAGUACUUUCUCCGUAGUGACCCGACAAUAUGUCGCCGUACCUGGGAACCACAUCUCUCUUUGUCAUGUGAUGGGCCGAGUUCUCACCUCUCUCGGGCUUUGUUAGUUAGCAGAACGAGAAGGUAGCGCAAGUCAUGUGAACCUUGAACCUGAGUUUAUUGGGAGGGAAGCCAUUUCCAACCGCAACUGCAAAGUUAACUCUGCUGUGUCCAUGUUUUUUUGGGUGUGUGUGUGUGCGCCUGUGUGUCUAUGUCGUACUGCGUUGUCUGUGAUGACCAACAGUGUUACAACUAUAUGCUUUGUCACAAAUGACAACAGUACCCAUUAUAUUUUUUUUCUUUUUGCAUAACAAUCGCAUUGUUAUUCAAAGUUCUACUGUUGCGGUACCUCUGUUGUGCUUUGUUAACUUGCUUUUCAAAGUGCAUCGCUUUCUUAGGUCUCUUUUUUUUCGCGUCAUAACUGUCAGCCCAAAUGCAUGAACUGGAAUUUGAUUUUGUUCACAGUGUUUGCACUUGUUUCGACAGCAGAUAGUUUCAGCCGUUGUCGUUCUAACUACUUAAAGUGUACAUUCGUCCUGGUGCUGAUGGUUCCGUGUCAUCCGCGUCCUUGUGGCUUGGUGUGAAUGCCCGCAUGUGCUGUCUGCUUGUUUGUGGGCUUCUUUUGCCAUCAGUGUAUGAAAAGAAGAACACCCUGUUUUAUACGAAGCCGCAGUCUGUGGGCUUGUCGACAUACCGAUCUGCAUUAGUACUUCAACCAUAUUCCUUCCAGUUAGAGGGACAGUCUCUUAGUCACCCUGGCUGUCAGCCUCAGUGGGAAACGGGCGGUGAAGAUUAUGGGAGAUAAAGAUUUGACUUUUUUACACAACUUCUGUUGAUAUUUUCGGUGUGGCGCAUUCUGUGCUCUUUGCAGUGGUAGUUGGGCUCUUAUAGAAGAUGUUGCAAAAUUCCAUGAGCAAGCCUGCCUUCAAAAUGCAGUGAAUGUCAUAUACAUGGCAGUGCACAGUUCAUGCUUUCGCUUGAAAGGUACUGUUGAUGUGAUCUGUGUGGAAGUAUCCUGGUAGUGAUUUUUUUAGGGUUAUACUAAUACAAAUCUGUUAAGGUGCAAACGUUAUCCGGUAUGCACAUCCUGUAGGUUUAGGUUCAGUGCGUAUAAAUAAAUUGUUAAAUAUAAGAUAAAUCAAAGCUGCCAUACUUGUUGGCAACUUGCUACACUGUAAGAAUUAUUGCAAUAUGUUUUGAGAUAUUAGACUGUCAAUAGAUCACGCUAACCGUCCUUUCAAGCUCAAUACAAACCUCUUAGUGCAAACGUCAUUCAGUGUGCACAUCUCUUAAAUUUAGGUUCACCUUCUUCUAGGUUCAAUACAUACAAAUAUAUUUGUUAAACAUAGGUAAAUCAGAGCUGCACAUGACCUUCCACAACACAUUAUGCUAGAAGUUCAUACAAUACAGUGCACAUGUUGCACUGUUGGCAAUUGCACUAACAAGAGUUAGAAAACAAGUCAUCGUCGUUAGACUAAACACUUCCGUGUGUAUAAGUAUUGUGCGGACAAGCUUGCUCAAGGAACUUUGAUUAUCUCCAAUUUGCAAUAUGUACCUGCUUUCCGUGCAGGCACAGAUAAAUAGUAUAUAUACUAUAUAUGCAUGCCUGAUGCUCCAUGUGUUUUGUUUUUGGGCAUCCAUAUAUCGAAUGGCUUUUCAUUUUCCAGAUUUCGAUGAUUUGGCUGCAGGAUUAUAUGCAGCUGCAUCAAAAGUUUUUUUUUUUGUUGUUGUUGGUGGUGUUCUAAAAGGAUGUUUUGGUUGUGGAAACUCAAGAGAUUAUGUAUCAAGUUGAUCAGGGUAGCUACACUGCUUUGUAUUGGCAUUCACAUGCAUGUUUUUCUUUCUAUAAAGACUUCAAUGAGUUAGACAGGCUGUGUUGAAAGGCAAAGACUGUACAUGAUUAACUGGUCGAAUCGAAUGGUACAGCCCCUAGAUAUAUUUAGAUAUUUAAAUUUGCAAAGCUUUUUUAAUGUUUCACCCUCAUUCUAAGAUCUGAGAAAAGUAGUGGGGUGCAAUUAACCAACUGUAGAGGCAGCAGCAACUUUUGGGGAGCCUUAUUCAGCGAAAUUUAUAUUCAACAUCAAACAACACAUUUAUAUGUUUCAGUCAAACUGUUUAAGAACAUAGUAAUGUUGAAACGAAACUUACAUUGAUGACGUAAGAAAUAUCAGUGGACAGAUAGAUGAAUGUCUCUCUUCAGAGGGAGGUACAGAAGUGGCAAGCAGCUUCCAUGUUAGUAUAUUAUGAUGAUAACGAUACGUGGCAUUUAAUGGCGCAAGGGCCAGGAAUGUCCAAAGAGCACUAUGAAUGAUUGUUACUAUCUCGGCCCUGUUUGUACAACGUAAAUGCUGGUAUGCCUUUUUGAUGAUAUACUGAAGCACUUGGCCUUGCACUGUAAUCUUUUACGCUGUAAUAAGGCCAGUGACAAUGCAUGUCAAGAGUGCGAUAUGUCAGCGUCACACCCUCUGUUCUCCACAAUGAUUUCAAUUUUGUUGCCGCUUUUUGUUUUCAAGCACAUCAAAAACACAUUUCGCGAUACAAAUAGUCGCCGUAGGGUAAAGUGAGUGAAGCGCUUUAGCGACUUUUAUCGUGAAGUGUUGAUGAUUCUGUAAUCUUUGUGGCAUGUAGACCUGUCAGCAUGUCGAAAAAGAUACCCUAAAAACUCAUGUAAUAACUCGUCUAAGAACUCUUGCGAUACACUUGAGCUUAGGCAUAUAAUUGCAUGACUGUCACUUAGGUGACCAGCCUUAUGUGUACUUAGCUGUCCUUUUAUAUGUUAUUCUGAUCCCACUACAAAAGAAUUGGCCUUGUAACUGAAUUCUGGCACUCGUUUUAAAUCUGUGUUAGCAAAGGGAAACAAAAAGUGAGUAUUACAUGAUCGAGAAUUAGGUGUGGCUUGGCAGUCGCUAGACUUGGGACGUCUUCACUGAAGGUAGCAGCCGUUAGUUGCUUCAAUAAAGGAAACAACAAUAUUUUGGCUCUUAAUAUAAUUUGAAGUUUUCGUGCCACCGUCUUGCACUGGUAACCCCGCCUGUUCUUUUUAUUUCUCUUUCUCUAUUUGUUCAUAAAUGCUAUGUUUUUAUUGUUACUGAGAUAAAAAUAACAUCGUGUAGAUCAACAUGGCAAUCAUAAAGCGUACUGUCACUCACAGUGACAUUGCUUGUUUACUGAGCUUAGUAACUGCCCUGGACUUCACAGAGAGCAAGAAGGUGAUGCGUACAAGCUGUGAGGUAGAGUGCACAUUACCAUUUAGUGCAUUAACAGGAUUUUUGGUAAACCUGUUCAAUAUAUAGCCGAAAUUGCUGCAUUGGCUCAGUUGUGCAACAACAGUACCAACAGAAUAGACAGAACGCAAGCAGAUCUCGCACAAGAAACGUCAAGGGAGUGCUGAAACAGACUAGGUGGCUGAAUGCCAAUCACCCGUAUGAAUAACAGUUUGCAUUUUAAUCGCACAAAAUAGGAAUGUUCUGUGCAUUUUGAGAAAAAAUGUUGAACUGGUGGGCAAUAUAUGACCAUUUCACUGCAGUCAGUGCGCUUUAUUAGCAUACAAUCAGCUGAAAUCGCCAGCAAUGAAAUGCCGCAGUGUACAUUCCAACGUGCAGCAGACUGCCUAAACACUAAUGCGGUGACGGGGCUGCCACCUACAGCUCGAUCUCGCAGCCAAUAACAACAGAAGCCCCCAGAAGAGCACCUAGCAGCAUAGCUUUUUCACAAUAACAUUGCUAAGCAGAAACCUGCGUCAAUAUUUUGUAAUGCUUAGUUUCCUUUUCCAUUCUUAUCAUCUGCCAUGCCACAUGAGCAAUGCUUACGAUAAGUCGAUGUGGCUUCAUCCAAGCUAUUGACAAAGAGCAAAAAAAAAAAAUCAAAUGAGAUUGAUCAUUAGAAAAUACAACCCCUAGUGCUACGAUUGCUCAACUGCAGUUAGAAUCUCGAGUAGUAAGUGGAUUUUUCUAUGAUUUCCCCUGGCUUUGUUAUAAAACCGCACUGUAGCUUCAUUGUUUUUGUUAGGUUCUGCUGUUUUGUGUGCAUGCCACGAAACUAAUUCACUUAUGUAAUUUUAUCAUGCAAGCAGAGCACAACACUAAAGCAUGUGUGUCCCUAAAUGUAGACAUCCUUCAGGCAGCAGCAUUAACCACAGGUAUAUAACCUUUAGUGGUCUAAAGUAUUUUUCUCUGCUAUGACAUGAAUACAGUAAAAGAGACAUGGUAGAUUCUGUAGUCUCUGUGAGCUUCAACAAGAUUUUAGGAAGUCGUAGGUACACUUGAAGCUAGAGGAAGGAAGUUUAGGCAAAUCCAUGUACUGCCCGUCAUUAUCCAUGCUACCUGAACACUACUGGUGAUGCAUGCAAACACUAGAGAUAUACCUUGAGUAUUUUUAGCAUGAAAAUGCUUGCACUACUUCUGUUCCCCCAGUGAAAUUUACUGCAACAAUGCCGAUGUUCUGCUAGCAUCCCGUUUCCUGGCACAGCUGGUUAAUUGUGAUGACCGUAAUUAUUUUCGUGCAGCGGAUGUGCAUGGGACAAAGGUGCAAGAGCAAGCAGUUUGUGCAAUGUUUCUGUUUCUGUGUUCUUUAUUUCAUUAGUUGGAAACUGUAUGCUUGACACUACUACUGUUCACAUGUUGGAAUUUAUCGAAAGGAGGCCAAUGUUUGGCCGACAUUCCAUUCAGUAUCGCAGCCGGUUGGUGAUAAUUGUAAUUGGUAUUGUGUGCUGAAUGGGAGAGGCAUCAUGUUCACAAGGUUCUUGCAAAGUAUAACUUAUAUUCUAUUUUGUUUUGCUAAUGUUAAGCUCUGUGCAUAACACUACUUCUGUUCACGCACUGGUAGUUGUUGGAAAGCCAAUGUCUUGCCAACAUCCUGUAUGUCGAUGCAGUUGGUUAAUUGUGGUAAUUUUCAUGUAUUGGGCUGUAAUGUGAAGGGCAUCCUAAGUACACAAGUUGCCAUUUCAUGCUUAUAUAUGUUUCUCUCUUUAUUUUAAUUAGUAUGAAAUUUCAUACCUAGCACUAACUUACUGUCAUACACUGUAAUUCGCCGUAAGAACGCCAGUGUUCUACCGACCUGUUUGCUGAUGCAUCUCGUUAAUUGUGUUAAUCUUUAUUGGUAUUGUGUACUCAACAUGAUCAUCAAGUGCACAAACAACCAAUUCGCAAUGCUUACUUGAGCUUCUCUUAUUUUUGUUACUUUAUUGCCUCAAGAAGGGCAGUAACUGCAGCUUAUUGGUGCUUGUAGGUCAUGAGCAACAACUCGCUAGUCACCCCUUUUAAACACACAGUAGAACAUUUGACUGAUGCCCCUUUUCAACAGGUACCAGUUGUACAUACUGUACAAAAAUAAAUAAAAAAAAGAAAGUCAUCGGCCACUUUCGUUUUGUAAGACGUCCAGUAAAGCUUAGAACAAUUCUUCAAGCAUGUGAUACGGGACACAUUGUCUGUACAUAGUUAUACCCUCGUUUCAGGCUUUGGUUCUUAAUUGUGUGAGUGUGUGUGUGUGCGGUCUUGUUGAACGCCUGUGGAAUGGACCCUAUUUGCGGUGGUAACAGUGGCUGCACUUUUCACCCGGUCUGCAGAAACCGAGUGCUUGUUCUCCUAGUCUUGAACUGAGGCACUAUUCCUUCUGCUGUACAGCUGACUCUUGCGUGAUUGCGUCUUGUGUAUUCCCUCGGGAUGAAGUGGAUAAUAUGCUUCUACCUUUAAGCGUUUUUCUACUGAUUUGUAAGUUGCCGUUGAUGAAUAGGUUGAAGUCUUCGUAUGCUUAUGUUCCUGAGGUCUAGUACCUUGAGGACCCGUCAGUGCAUUGCUUUUUGUAUUGCCUAUUAAACCAUCAAUACAGAAAAAA
Messenger RNA from Dermacentor silvarum, 14206 nucleotides. It is a transcript of the gene pcx, whose product is annotated as pecanex-like protein 1. Lineage: Eukaryota; Metazoa; Arthropoda; Arachnida; Ixodida; Ixodidae. Gene Ontology annotation, cellular component: membrane; endoplasmic reticulum. The record is from RefSeq and is a predicted model, not a curated record. Gene Ontology annotation, biological process: endoplasmic reticulum organization.